ACUCGUUCGGUGUGGCGCUUUCUACUCCGGGAUUUUUCAUUUUGUCGAGGCGGUUUUCUGACCAGUGCACCCAACAACGAUAUAUGACACCAGUGGCUGACGCCUAAAAUCGUUCGGACAGCGACCGACAGCCGGAAUCUAGAAUGAAUCCCAUUUGGAAAGAACCUGGUGCUCUAGUCUUGUGCUUACUACUGGUCUUUAUCAUUACGAGCAACAUGACGUUUUACAACAGCCGUUCCGUUCCGAAGAGAAAGAUAAAGGGAUCGGUAAAAGGAAACAGGCCACCCUCAGCCAAAAGACCAGCGGCUUCCAGCUGGAAACCACGUGUUUGUUUGAUGCCAAGACAAAAAUUCGUUUUCAUAAAAACGCACAAAACUGGGAGUAUGACCAGUGUACUCCCGUUCCAAAGAUACGCCAUCUAUCACAACCUCACGGGGCUGGUGGCUAAAGCGGGGGGUUACGUCUCCUGGCCAAUCCCUCCAGGUGAAACAGAUUAUAUCCACACCCCGGAUGAACAUUAUGACGUGCUGUUCAACCACAUGGUCUACAACAAAACGUGGCUACGGUCCAAGUUUCCCGCGAACACAGUGUACAUCUCUCUUAUUCGAGAACCUCUUAGUCACCUGAAGUCAUGCAUGCGCUUCUACAGUCUUCCUCGACUGUUAAACAUCACGUCAUCUGCAAAUCCUGUCAAGACCUUCUUGGAAGAUCCAUGGAAAUACAGAAACCUGUCUGAGGUGUUGUUUCCCUACUGUAAUGUAACGUGGGACGGCACCAGGAACCACUUGGCCUUCGACUUAGGAUACCCUACACAAGGAGCUGAGGAUCUGGUAGCAAAUCAUUAUAUACUUUUAAUUAACCCUAGAUUAAGUUCGGACAGCGACCGACAGCCGGAAUCUAGAAUGAAUCCCAUUUGGAAAGAACCUGGUGCUCUGGUCUUGUGCUUACUACUGGUCUUUAUCAUUACGAGCAACAUGACGUUUUACAACAGCCGUUCCGUUCCGAAGGGAAAGAUAAAGGGAUCGGUAAAAGGAAACAGGCCACCCUCAGCCAAAAGACCAGCGGCUUCCAGCUGGAAACCACGUGUUUGUUUGAUGCCAAGACAAAAAUUCGUUUUCAUAAAAACGCACAAAACUGGGAGUAUGACCAGUGUACUCCCGUUCCAAAGAUACGCCAUCUAUCACAACCUCACAGGGCUGGUGGCUAAAGCGGGGGGUUACGUCUCCUGGCCAUUCCCUCCAGCUGAAACAGAUUAUAUCCACACCCCGGAUGAACAUUAUGACGUGCUGUUCAACCACAUGGUCUACAACAAAACGUGGCUACGGUCCAAGUUCCCUGCGAACACAGUGUACAUCUCUCUUAUUCGAGAACCUCUUAGUCACCUGAAGUCAUGCAUGCGCUUCUACAGUCUUCCUCGACUGUUAAACAUUACGUCAUCUGCAAAUCCUGUCAAGACCUUCUUGGAAGAUCCAUGGAAAUACAGAAACCUGUCUGAGGUGCUGUUUCCCUACUGUAAUGUAACGUGGGACGGCACCAGGAACCACUUGGCCUUCGACUUAGGAUACCCUACACAAGGAGCUGAGGAUCUGGAAGCAGCUGAAAGAUACAUCGAAGAAUUGGAAAACGACUUCACACUAGUCAUGCUGACGGAACACCUAGACGAGUCUUUCGUUCUCCUUAGACGCCUGAUGUGCUGGGAGAUACAAGACGUCUUGUAUGACAUUAAACCAAAGAACAUGGCGUCUUACUCGUAUAAAUCCUAUAUCCCCACCCCUGAGGAACUGGCAAACCUGCGGAAAUGGAAGGCCGUGGAUUACCGUCUGUAUGAAACGUUCAACAAGUCCUUCUGGCAGAAAAUUGCAGCACAGGGUCCAGAUUUCUUUCGGGAGCUUUACUACUUCAGGAAACUCAAUAUGAACGUCAGCCUCUACUGCCAUGGAGACCAAGGAGGAAAACCUGGAUCCACACUCACUGUGAAAGCUUCCAAGUGGAGUCCACAGUUUAUCGUUGAUGUUGAAUAUUGCAGGCGAAUGAAGGCCGAGGCAAGGACUCUGACGCAGGAAGUACGGCAUAUGGUACCGACAUUGCAGAAAAAGAAGAAACGUGAACGGUGGCUGCCCAUACGACCCGUUUUAAACUUAAGGUCAAUCAUCGAAGGACAACCAGUUUUCAAAUACGAAAUAGAAAAGAAAAAAUAUUACAGUCAAGUGGAAAGAAAGCAUACGAAACAAAUGCGCAGUUUGUCGCGGCAGGACAACCGACCUCCGCCACCUGUCGUCCCCCUGAAUCGCUGGGUACUCGGCGGGGCAGGUGGCGAGGACGCCCCGGUCAAUGGGAGUCCCGUCAGCGCGACUGAUGCGGCCACACAGACCGCUGAAAGUGACCUGCACCAGUACGCCGAAACCCCCCACAACUACUACAACUACUACAACACACGGCCUGGGGGGCAGAAUCCUUACUGGUAA
Branchiostoma belcheri (Belcher's lancelet) is the source of this 2465-nucleotide messenger RNA. RefSeq lists its product as uncharacterized. Lineage: Eukaryota; Metazoa; Chordata; Leptocardii; Amphioxiformes; Branchiostomatidae. Gene Ontology annotation, molecular function: galactosylceramide sulfotransferase activity. Gene Ontology annotation, cellular component: membrane. The record is from RefSeq and is a predicted model, not a curated record. Gene Ontology annotation, biological process: glycolipid biosynthetic process. The transcript has 11 exons. The coding region runs from base 144 to 2465 and encodes 773 amino acids.